GCAUUUCGCCCAAGUCUCAACCAUUGUUUAACCUCCCUCGGUAGCGGUCGGGUUAUUUUAACCUGAGAUACAUUUGCUCGCGCUACAUCUAUGUUGUUCAUUACUGCGUGGCCGUUGGCGUUCAUUUUGCCCUGGGAAUACUUAGCUAGUUAGUUAGUGCUGAGAGAGCGCUCUCUUUUUUCGGUUAACUCUGAACCAGCUGGUAUUGAUGCUUUCGCGGAGCCUCAUGUUACACCGGUGCAUCGCUGUGGGAUAGCUGUACUUGGCUCGCCGCCACCUCCUCCAUCUCCAAGACCCCCGAGGAGAACCCGUUCGCCAGCGGCCAACAUCCCGAAGCUGCUGCUCCCGUCUUUCCCUGUUCCAAAUCCACCAUGGAGACCGCACAGGUGACUUUCAUCGUCAGAGGCGAAACAUCCCCAGGAGAGGUGAUUGCAAUUGUUGGUGGCUGUGAGGCCCUGGGGAGCUGGCACUAUCAAAAUGCCACGAUUUUACACUAUGAUGGAAACACAUGGACGACCACCGUCUCUGUGCCUAUAGGAGCUGUGUCCAAGUACCGCUACCUCAAAGGAUUCUUCCUGCAGUCAAAGAAUUCAACCAGGGGGACUGACAUAUGGGGAUUGAGUGCAGGGGGUCCCUGUCAAGUGAUAGUCAAUAUGUGGGAGACCCAUCAACAGCCCCGCAUGAUGAGCCCCACAGCGUCACACCAAACUAUUGACGACGGCCAAUUUGGAAUUCACAAUGGGGUGAACUGUGUUGACUCUGGGUGGCUCACAUGCCAGACAGAGAUCCGCCUGCGCCUGCAUCAUUCUAGGAUGCCGCCGGUGUCCAUCACUAAGAAGAAAUACAAGAGGUCUCGGUUCAGAAUCAAGCUGACACUAGAAGGAUUAGAGGAGGAAGAGGAGGAUGAGGACGUGGAGGAUGGAGGUGUGCCCGGUCCCGUGUCCGUGCACAAGGAGACCACCACGCUGGAGAUCAGCAUGAUCAGUGCCAACGGCUACAAGUCCCGCCACUCUCAGCCCGAGUGUGGCUACGCGCUGGAGCCCUCCCAGUGGACCGAGUACAGCAUCCACAGCAUGGACCCGUACAACCUGGAGCUCACCUUUGAGUUCUUUGAGGAGGACAUGAGCGUGCACGUGGUCCAGGGUGACGGUCUCCCGGGUUACGUGGGCACGGCCUGCCUCCUCUCCUCCUCUUUCUCCGAGAGCGGGAGGGACCAAGGAGUUUCCACGCUUCCCAUCAUGGGGCGAAAUUCGAGACAGACCAUCGGGAAAGUCCGAGUGGACUACCUGGUGAUCACGCCAAUCCAAGGGCUGCAAUGUGACAUGAGCUCCUCCUUCACCAAGUACUGGAAGAAAAGAAGUACUCUGAAUGUGGGUCACCGAGGCGCCGGGAGCACGCAUGCAGCCAAGCACCAAAGAGUCAGGGAGAACACCAUCGCCUCAUUCAAAAGGGCCGCCAACCACGGGGCGGCCUACGUCGAGUUUGAUGUUCACCUCUCCAAGGACGCCGUUCCCAUUGUUUACCACGAUCUGACGUGCUGCAUAUCCACAAAGAAGAAAAAUGACAAGAAGUCUCUGGAGCUCAUCGAGGUGCCAGUCAAAGACUUGACGUUUGACCAGCUGCAGCUUCUCAAGCUGGUCCACGCCACUGCCACCAAAGAAAGUGAUGACGACGAUCUGAUGGACGAGGAGGAGGAAAUCGACGAGCAUCAGCCGUUCCCGUCUCUGUCGCAGAUCUUUCAAGCCAUUCCCGAGCACGUGGGCUUCAACAUCGAGCUCAAAUGGAUCUGCCAGAUGAAGGACGGGUCGUGGGACGGCAAACUAUCGUCCUACUUCAACAUGAACGCCUUCCUCGACACCAUCCUGUCCUGCAUUCUGCUAAAAGGAGGAGACAGACGCAUCGUCUUCUCCUGCUUCGAUCCCGAUAUCUGCACCAUGGUGCGUCGAAAGCAGAACAAGUACCCCAUCCUCUUCCUCACUCAGGGGAUUUCAGAGAACUACUCUGAGCUGAUGGACAUCCGCUGCCAGACCACUCAGAUCGCCAUAAGUUUCGCCCAGAGUGAGAAUAUUCUGGGCAUCAGCGGCCACGCCGAGGAGCUGCUGAAGAACCUGUCCUACAUCGGGGACGCCCAGUCCAAAGGCCUGGUGGUGUUCAGCUGGGGAGACGACAACAACGAGCACGAGAUCCGGCGGAAGCUGCGGGAGCAGGGCAUCGACGGGAUCAUCUACGACAGCAUCUGUGAGGAGCAAGGCGAGCAGAACAUCUUCCAGGUGGAGGAGCAGCACACCCUGCAGGAGGUGAUCACCGACGAGACCCGCAAGAGCUCCUCCUGCUCCUGCUACUCCAUCCCCUGCUCCACGAUGCUCUGCGGCGCCGCCAUGGACCGCAACGGCAGCGUGGAGUCCGGCAGCGUGGAGUCCGACUCCGGCCUCAGCUCCUCGUGAGCGGGAGCGACGGUCAUCGGGGCGAAGGUCAUCGGGGCGAGUCCAACGGGAAACAUUUUGACUUGAAGGUCGUCCAAAUACUCGUUGAUUUCUUUACGUCUGCAACACUUGAUCACAAUUAUAAAACCUCUCAAACCAUUUCUGCUCUACUUUUAUCUCUGUCCGACGUGCAUCUUUAUUAUUUACGCUCUCCGUUGAACGACGUGCAUGUUUUGCCAAAACAUUAAGACAGCCGUGUUUUUCUCCCGUGAAGAGGUCUCAUUGUGGCGCGCUCGGCAUCACCGAUGUAUUUAGCCAACGUGUUGCAGCUUUCUGCCGUGCUCAAAAUUCAAUGCGUAUUCUAUUUUCCUGGGUGUAAAAGUGUAACCGCAAGUUGUAUGUUUAAAGUUUGUGACGCUUUUUUCUUUUCCGUGCAUGUAGCCACUACCCUCGGUGUUAUUCUCGACGCCUCAAAUAGCAACCGAUUGCUAUCGGGUUCAGCACGGAAAUAAUUUGGGUGAGGCGGUGUGGGGGGGGUGCAGGGUGCCAUUUUAAAAGAAACGCUCGCCUCAGCCUGCGUGAACCAUUUAUUUCAUUUUUGAGUCCUCUACACGCCGCAUACCGAAUGUGCGAUGUCCUUUUCUUCUUCCUGUCAUGAUUUGAGGAAGAAGGAAAAGCAGCAGAAUGUUUUAUCCGUGACCGCGUGCACGCGGGCCACACCACAGCCUUAAAGGGGGAGGAAAUGAAAUAAAAAAUCGGGUCCGUUUCUGCGCCGACGCCUCGCUCGUCUUCUCUCGGAUUAGACUUGAGAUGCGCAGACGGACUGAACGCGUGGUUUCCUCCUCUCCGACGACUCCUUUUUUAACUUCACAACGCCCGUGCGUUUCACUGCAUGAAAGAUCAUGUUUGUUUUGGGGCGCAGGUUACGCUCGAAAUAAUCGAUCGUCUUGCAUAUUGAUAUGAUGUAAUCGUAUAAUGCAAUGGAAGCGCAGUAUGUCGUAUGAUCGGAGCAAAGAACCAUCCGGGGUGUCGUAAGCUCGUCUAUCUGUUUUCAUCACGCUGAGCUGUAAUGAUUGCGUUGUGCAUGGCCUCUGUAUCUGUAUGAAUCUAGUAUUUAACUGUUGCUUCAGGACAAGUUUUAAAGGGUAAUGUAAAUAAAAUGGAUACCUAUAUUUGUUA
This is a messenger RNA of Pseudoliparis swirei, 3602 nucleotides long. It is a transcript of the gene gpcpd1, whose product is annotated as glycerophosphocholine phosphodiesterase 1. Gene Ontology annotation, biological process: glycerophospholipid catabolic process. Bases 372 to 2444 code for a protein of 690 amino acids. The record is from RefSeq and is a predicted model, not a curated record. Gene Ontology annotation, molecular function: starch binding; glycerophosphocholine phosphodiesterase activity. Lineage: Eukaryota; Metazoa; Chordata; Actinopteri; Perciformes; Liparidae. The transcript is spliced from 21 exons.